Molecule: messenger RNA, 1242 nt
Organism: Perognathus longimembris pacificus (Pacific pocket mouse)
Lineage: Eukaryota; Metazoa; Chordata; Mammalia; Rodentia; Heteromyidae
Product: testis-expressed protein 13D-like
Exons: 1
Coding region: 265-945 (226 amino acids)
Source: RefSeq, a predicted model, not a curated record
UUUUCUCUUGAUGCAGUGUAUGCAAAAGGAGCCGCAGGAACUCUGCAGGGAAAUUUUGAUCGCAGCACGCCUUAAGGCAAAACUUACAAAUGUAGCCUACAAGUGGGUAAUAGUUACAAAUUCAGCCCACAUCUGUGACGUGCUAGUGCGUUGCCAUGGUAAGGGUUGUCUUGUGGGCCUGGUCACUUGUGAGCUUAUUCAGUCUUUAACCAGGAGGUGAACGGGAGCUGUUUGGCUGCUUGUCUAACAAGGCUGUGGCAAGCCAUGGCGAUCGAUUUUGGAGACCCCAAGAGUGGCUUCCGCCAUAGUGAGGUGAUCACGUUCAUCAACGAGGAAGUUCUCGGUAAUGGAGGUGGGCCAGACUUCUAUCUCACUUUCCGCUCGCGAUCCUGGAAUGAUAUUGAAGACGGCCUGAAGUCGGUGGUGGCCGACUCGCAGGUCCCUCGCACCAUCAAGAGGGCUUGCGCUUGGAGCGCGCUGGCCCUGGGGGUUCGCAUGGCGGCGAAGCAGCGCGAGCGGCUGGCGCGCCGCAUUCGGCGGCUGCAGGAGCAGGUGGACCAGCGCGAGGAGAGCACCUGGGCUCUGGCCUCGGAGCUGGAGCUCCUGCGCCAGGAGCGAGAGGAAGUGGUCUCUCGCUUGCGCAAUGCCAGAGACAACCUGCAGCAAACCCUCCUCGAGCAAAAACACCUCCGCCAGAGGCUUUUCCAUUUUGAUCUGUCCCAGCAAGCUGUGGCCGGCUUGCAAGAUGAGAGGCGUCAGACCGAGGCGUGGGUGCAGAGUCGACAGAAGGCAGCAUCCCUAGCGACCCGCGUGCCGUCCAAAACCGGUAUAGUAAGACAGCCUCCCCCUCAGCCCCCCCCCCCCAUUCUGGAUCCAGGUUAUUUAGUGCCCUUCUCCACACCAUUCCCAAUAUCACUAGCGUGUCUGUCAGACCCACCUUCGUAACAAUUUCAGUAUGGUCCGCAGAAGCUUCUUCCCACCUUAGAUACCUGGCCUAUGGUCAAUGGCAGUAGGGAUUGGGGAAGAUAGCCCAGUGGUGAGACUAGAGGAGCCUUGGGAGAAGGUCCAGUGAGGCCCUAGGACAUAAGCCCCUUCACUGACAGCAACACAAAAGCAGGAGAGAACUCGUAUGACACUUCCGAAUGACACUCUAUGAACUAUCCCCUACAGAUACCAUACUUUGGUUAAGACAUUUGUGUACAGAUGCAUACAAUCCCGUAUGUCUUUACUUGUACAUUUACA